CGAAUUUCUGGCCCCUCACCAGAAAACUCUAACACGCGCCCGCUACAGAAUUACGAAGAAUACCCCAUGCACCCCCUACCCAAAAUCUGAAUGGAUAAACCCUAAUUUCUUCCGAACCACAAAACUUACUUCCUUAUAUCUAUAACCUCCUAAGUACUUCCCAAAUUCCAAACAAUUCGUCAGUUGAAUCCCUAGCUCGAUUCAGUUACAAUUAUGGGUUGCGCCUCAUCUAAACAAAUUGAGGCCGGAACUGUCGAUGUCUACCGUCCGGCCUCCACCAGUUUCGCUGUUUUCGACAUCCACGCCAUCAAAGAGCCAUGGCUAGCUGAAGAAGAACAAGAGGAUGAUGGGAAGCCUCAGCCGGAAAAACCCGUCACUCAGUUGCCGUCCCCGAUUCUCGAGAAGCUCGAUAACGACGAAGAUCCUCCGCGGUCAUGGGAUGAAGUCAGCAAGGAGUUGGAAGACUUAAAACCCACCCUAAACUCUCCUGUACCUCCACCGCCUCUUCCAACCCCAGCCGAUACAUCGCCUGCACCGACGCCGAUGCCGGCGAAAAAGGUUAAACGCAGGAGCUUCUCUUUCCACACACUUGAAGAACUCGAAAAGAACACAAAGGCCGCAAACAAACCAACAUCCACGUUGAAGAAAACCGAGUCGUCUAACGAGUUGACGAAAUUUGGUUCCCGUUUGAGGCGAACGGAUCCGGGUACCAAAUCCAUAUCAGAGACAGGGUCCAUAUCAAUGCAACCUCCAUUGACAGACGGAUAUAAAUCAUUGAAAGAAAACCCGUUUUUAUUAAGAGAUCAGAUGGAAAGAGAUAAACAAGGCUUACCGCCGCUUUUCAUUAAGCGGGACCCACUUGAGGAUUACCAAGAAAUCUGUCCACCCGGAGGGUCGGAAAAGGUGGUUAUCUACACGACGUCGUUGGGUGGGAUCCGAAGGACAUAUGAAGACUGUAACCAGGUUAGAUCCAUCAUGGAGCUCCAUGGGUUUGUGUAUGAGGAACGGGACGUAUCAUUACACGGCGAGUUCCGGACUCAGUUGAAAGAGUUGCUUGGUGAGUUCGCGAGUGUUCCGAGGAUGUUUGUUAAGGGUAGGUAUAUAGGAGGUGUAGAUGAGAUUGUUGGAUUGAACGAGACGGGUCGACUCAGGAGGAUACUGAGUCGAGUUGGCAUUGAGAAACAGGUGGGUAGGCAAGCUUGUGAAGGGUGCGGUGGUGCUAGGUUCGUACCUUGUGUGGACUGCGGAGGGAGUUGUAAGGUUGUGGUCGGAGAUAAGAAAGAAAAAGAAAGGUGUCCCGAAUGCAAUGAAAAUGGACUCAUUUAUUGUCCUAUGUGUUCAUAAAACAACAACCUCCUUCGUUCUUUUGAUCAAGUACCUAUGCCCUUUGUAUUUAUUUUGUUUUACCCUUCGCUUAUUGUUUGUUAUGGUUUGCUUCUUUUUUUCCCCUUCUUUUCAAUAUAGAUAAUAAGAGACACAUUUGUGAAUGAUAUAGUAUUUAAUACUGAAUUGUAGUCGGCAUGCCUGCUCCAAGAACUAAUUGUAUGAUUUAUAACAAAUCAUUGUUGUUCAACUAUAUAUAGUGGAUAAAAUAAAAGUCAAAAAAUGUUGCGUUCA
Molecule: messenger RNA, 1617 nt
Organism: Lactuca sativa (garden lettuce)
Lineage: Eukaryota; Viridiplantae; Streptophyta; Magnoliopsida; Asterales; Asteraceae
Product: Glutaredoxin family protein
Source: RefSeq, a predicted model, not a curated record